CUUCAUAUUGGCAAAGAAACUGCUAUCCACUCGUCUCUCACUGGCACCACCCAAUAUGACGAGUUCGUUGCCGAAAUAUUCGCUCAAUCCGCACCUCUUACAUGACACGAUUGAGCCGCCGGUGGCUUUGGCGAGAGCAUGGGCUUCGUCCUUUCCCUUGCCAGCCUCGCCGUGUCCAACGGUAGCGCUGAUCAACCUUGCACAGGGCGUGCCCGGCACCGACCCUCCCCCUACUUUUACCGACAAGCUCAAGUCUGCGAAAAUUCAGCAUGACUACGGCGAUGUGUUCGGGUCCCCCAAGUUGCGCCAAGCAUUCGCACGGGAUCUGAACACCGUGUAUCGCGGAGAUUUGACAGCCUCACAGCGGGCAGAGCGCGGUGCCGUCAAGAUGGAAGACGUCUGCAUCACUUCAGGCGCCAAUAUGGCAUUUGCAGCUGUAGUGCAGGCGCUCGCAGCCAAGGGCGACACAAUCGUGCUUCCAACGCCUUGGUAUUUCAACCACUACAUGACGCUCACUUCGCUCGGCAUAGAAGCGCAACCACUCCACACGGCUGCACCAGGCUUUGUUGUCACACCCGCGAUGUUCCGAACAGCGAUAGACGCCUGCAAGGCGAGGAAUGGCUCGGCACCGAAAGCUUUGGUGCUCGUGACACCGAACAAUCCGACUGGCACGAUUUAUUCACCGUCCCGGCUCACCGAGCUGGCGCAGCUAUGCAGGCAGCACAGAAUUGCGCUGAUACUCGACGAGACGUACCGCGACUUUUUGCUUGACGAGGCAAGGUCAGCGAGGUCACGUCCGCAUCAGCUCUUUGGAAAUGAGCCAGCGGCAGAUCCGAGAACCCCGUGGGACUGGAGAGACACGCUCAUUCACAUUUCCUCCUUCUCGAAGUCGUAUGCUAUACCCGGUCACCGUCUCGGUGCGAUCGCUUGCCAUCCAGCACUGCUUGCGAGGGUCGGAGGCACGCUAGCCGCUCCAUCCGAGACAGAUGCACAGCAGCAAAGGCAGCCGAAAGGCAAGUACGGCCCUAUCGCCAAGGCGCUCGAUAAUCUGCAAAUCUGCCCACCGUUACUGAGCACGCAAGUGGCAGUGGCCUGGUCUGUCGAGGACAGCGGGCAGCAGCAGUGGCGCGUGGAGACGGCCGCCGAACUCUACACGCGACGGACGCUGUUCAAGGAGGCGGUCGAAGGGCUCUCUGUGCAGAGCGGAGGCGCUUGGCAGAUCGAGAGCAUGGGCGCUUACUAUGCGUUUGUGAAGCAUCCUUGGACAGGCAAGCUUGACAGUGAGAGUGUCGCGCGGGCGCUGGCCGGGCUCGUCGGCGUCAUCACGCUUCCUGGCUCGUUCUUCAUGCCUCCAUCUACUGGCGGGGGAUCUACGGGGGGUGCGGAGGAGCGGCUCCGCUUUUCGAUCGCCAAUGUCAGCGCAGACAGGCUCCGCAACUUGCCGGAACGUCUGCAUCUUUUAGACGCUCUGUGGCACGAUAGAGGCAUAGGCUUUGGUAUUGAAAUGAAAUAG
This is a messenger RNA of Tilletiaria anomala UBC 951, 1513 nucleotides long. Its product is annotated as PLP-dependent transferase. The record is from RefSeq and is a predicted model, not a curated record. Gene Ontology annotation, molecular function: catalytic activity; pyridoxal phosphate binding. The transcript has 4 exons. NCBI's taxonomy places the organism in Eukaryota, Fungi, Basidiomycota, Exobasidiomycetes, Georgefischeriales, Tilletiariaceae. Gene Ontology annotation, biological process: biosynthetic process. The coding region runs from base 56 to 1513 and encodes 485 amino acids.